AAAAAUUCCUUCAGUUUUUUUAUUUAGAAAUAUAAAAACUCAAAAACAGUACUUAAAAGCUCAGAGUUGUCCACAUUUUUAGGGAAAUUGAGAUCGUCUCACUACACUGCAAACAAAAAACAUACACAAUGGUCUCUACUUCUCCGGUUUCUCCUUCUAAGGAAACUGACCAGAAGUCGUCCGGCGAGAAAUGGACGGGGGGAGAUCCAACACGGCCAGCCAAGUGGUGGUACUCCACCUUCCACACUGUCACCGCCAUGAUCGGCGCGGGAGUCCUUAGCCUCCCUUAUGCUAUGGCUUACCUUGGAUGGGGACCAGGGACAUUGGUGUUGGCAAUGACAUGGGGACUGACCUUAAACACGAUGUGGCAAAUGGUGCAGCUCCAUGAGUGCGUACCAGGAAGCCGUUUUGACCGGUAUAUCGAUCUAGGCCGAUACGCUUUUGGUCCCAAACUCGGCCCGUGGAUCGUGCUUCCGCAGCAGCUCAUCGUCCGGGUCGGCUGCAACAUCGUGUACAUGGUUACAGGAGGCAAGUGCUUGAAGCAAUUCGUGGAUAUCACGUGUUCCACCUGCACCCCGGUACGACAGUCGUACUGGAUCCUCGGCUUCGGUGGAGUACACUUCAUCCUCUCCCAGCUCCCUAACUUCAACUCUGUCGCCGGCGUUUCCUUGGCUGCCGCCGUCAUGUCCCUCUGCUACUCGACGAUAGCGUGGGGAGGAAGUAUCGCACAUGGAAGAAUGCCUGACGUGAGCUACGAUUACAAGGCCACGAAUCCGAGUGACUUCACGUUCCGAGUUUUUAAUGCGUUGGGUCAGAUCUCUUUCGCUUUCGCUGGCCAUGCUGUGGCUCUAGAGAUUCAAGCCACGAUGCCUUCCACCCCUGAGAGACCAUCAAAAGUGCCCAUGUGGCAAGGUGUGGUCGGAGCUUACUUGGUCAACGCCAUUUGCUAUUUUCCGGUGGCUCUAAUCUGCUAUUGGGCCUUUGGCCAAGACGUAAAAGACAAUGUGCUGAUGAAUUUACAGAGACCAGCUUGGCUCAUUGCUACUGCUAAUCUCAUGGUUGUUGUACACGUUAUUGGUAGCUACCAAGUGUUUGCUAUGCCUGUGUUUGAUCUUUUGGAGAGGAUGAUGGUUAACAGAUUCGGUUUUAAGCAUGGAGUUGUUCUAAGGUUUUUCACUCGGACUACUUAUGUUGCAUUUACAUUGUUUGUUGGAGUGAGUUUCCCUUUCUUUGGAGACCUUCUAGGGUUCUUUGGAGGAUUUGGUUUUGCACCUACUUCCUUCUUCCUCCCAAGUAUAAUGUGGCUUAUCAUCAAGAAACCAAAGAGAUUCAGCAUGACCUGGUUCAUCAAUUGGAUCUCCAUUUUCGUAGGAGUGUUCAUAAUGCUGGCGUCAACAAUUGGAGGACUGAGGAACAUCAUUGCAGAUUCUUCUACUUAUAGUUUCUACGCUUAAUGAUUAGAUCUUAAUUAUAUAUAUACACUAAGUUAUUGAUCACUGGGUCUUCUAAUUAUAAAGUGUAGGAAUAAAUCAUCUAAAUGGUCGUGCGGAUCGAGUUAGAGAGAGAUGUAUAAUGUUGUGCUACUUAUAUUCAAUAAGACAUAUAUAUUACUAGUUCCACAUA
This is a messenger RNA of Camelina sativa (false flax), 1623 nucleotides long. Its product is annotated as lysine histidine transporter-like 6. The record is from RefSeq and is a predicted model, not a curated record. NCBI's taxonomy places the organism in Eukaryota, Viridiplantae, Streptophyta, Magnoliopsida, Brassicales, Brassicaceae.